ACGAAAAAGACGAAAAUUUGCGUCUAAUUUUUGAUAAUAUUAAUGUAUGGAAUGAAUUUACCUAUCGCUCACGAACUUUUACUAAGUUAGAAUUUGACACGCCACUUUCAACAAGAAAAUUCACCGGCUUAUUUAGAAAUCCCGAACUAACUUCUCCACAAGGUUUCCAGAAAGAAGCUGAAAAGGCAGUAAGGAGAGUAAAAUUGUUGAUAAAUAGAAUUACUAACGCUAAUACCGACGAAGAACUAAGGAAGGUGGUCAAAAAUUUGGAUAGAUUAUCUGAUAUACUUUGUUCGGUAAUUGACACAGCUGAGUUUGUGCGAACAGUUCAUCCUGAUCAAAAGUUUUCUCAAGAAGCAAAUCGAGUUUAUGAGUAUUUAUGUUCAUUUAUGAAUUCAUUGAAUACCAAUAGGGAAUUAUAUCAGGUAUUGAAGCGGGUAAUAUCAACGCCAAGCAUUUCUUCUCAAUUUUCAUCAGAAGAACGUCAAGUAGCUCACAUUUUCUUGAGAGAUUUUGAAAAAUCCGGGAUACAUCUUCCUUCAUCAGAUCGUGAUAAAUUUGUUCAAUUAUCUGAUAAGAUUAUUACGCUCGGUCGUAAGUUUACACACAGUCAAAUAUUGAAAUCAACAAAUAUAAUUGAAGUGGAUGCAUCAUGUCUUGAUGGAUUGCACACAGGAUGGUCCACAAAAAAUAGUGAUACCGCUAGGUUAUCCACUAAGCCUUGGGAAGCUCAAAUGGUUUUGAAACUAAUCAAAGAUGAAAAUAUUAGAAAGAAAAUGUUUAUUGCUUCUAAUUCAGCCACAAAAGAACAAAUUGAUUUACUGGAGAAUUUGUUGCGUACGAGAGGAGAGUUAGCAAGGUUGCUAGGGAUGGAUAGUUAUAGUCAUGUCUUUCUCAUAGACAAGAUGAUAAAAAAUCCUGAUCAUGUGCAAAAAUUUUUAAGAACACUUGCUGACCAUCACAGACCAAAAGCUCUUGCUGACCUUUGCCUUCUGAGAGAAGCCAAACGGCAAGAGAUUAAAUGUAAAGAAUUACCAAUUGUUAAUGCUUGGGAUCGGGAUUAUUAUACUGAAAAAAUUAAAGCCUCUUCAGCACAACCUGUGACCCCUAUAUCUCCUUAUUUUUCUGUUGGUUCUGUGAUUCAAGGCUUAUCAAGACUGUUCUCCAAAUUAUACGGUAUUUCGUUUGAACCUUCUGAAAUACUACCUGGCGAGACAUGGCAUGAUGAUGUUCGUAAGCUUGAUGUAAUUGAUGAACAAGAAGGAAAGAUAGGAACAAUAUAUUGUGAUCUUUUUAAUCGACAUGGUAAAUAUCUAAACGCAGCUCAUUAUACAGUGAGAUGUUCUAGACGUGUUGAUGAUGACGACAGUGUUAGGGACAUUCCACCUGAUAUGGAUAUUUCGGAGAUAGGAGAAUUAGCAACAUCGGAGCAAGGGGUAAGACUUCGUGGCAGGAACGGAAGAUAUCAAUUACCUAUUAUUGUGCUUACAUGCGACUUUGCAAGACCGAAGGGAGAUGAUGGUAAACCUAGUCUAUUAAGCUUGGUUGAAACUGAGACUCUCUUCCAUGAAAUGGGACAUGCUAUGCAUUCAAUGAUUGGGCGUACAGAUUUUCAUAAUGUUUCUGGUACUAGAUGUCCAACAGAUUUUGUGGAACUACCUUCCAUACUUAUGGAGCAUUUUGUCUAUUCACCCACUGUCCUCUCGCUUUUUGCAAAACAUUAUGAUACUCGAAAACCUAUACCGUUAGACCUUAUUAGCUCACACCUUAAAGCACGUUCCCAAUUUUCAGCAAUGGAGACACAAUAUCAAAUACUAAUGUCAUUAUUAGAUCAAAUUUACCAUUCCACGUUGGCUAUGUCUACUGACUUUGAUACUACUGCUAUUUUAGCUAACCUUCAGGAUACUGUUGGCCUAUUUCCUUCAGUGCCCGAAACUGCAUGGCAGAUUCAAUUUGUACAUUUAUUUGGUUAUGGAGCGGGAUAUUACAGCUAUCUUUUUUGUCGAAUGUUGGCUGGAAAAUUAUGGAAACAGGUAUUUGAAAAAGAUCCAUUAAGUAGAGAAGCAGGACAAAGGUUUCGAGAAGAAGUUUUAAAAUGGGGUGGGUCGCGGGAUCCAUGGCUAUGUGUUGGUAAAGCCUUACAAGAUGAAAAGAUCACAGUUGGUGAUAGUGAAUCUGUCUCUUUUGUUGGAGAAUGGGUAGAUUGCUUAUAA
This is a messenger RNA of Dentiscutata erythropus, 2213 nucleotides long. The record is from the annotation of a GenBank genome assembly. Lineage: Eukaryota; Fungi; Glomeromycota; Glomeromycetes; Diversisporales; Gigasporaceae.